Messenger RNA from Paecilomyces variotii, 2166 nucleotides. RefSeq lists its product as hypothetical. Gene Ontology annotation, molecular function: oxidoreductase activity. The transcript has 3 exons. The coding region runs from base 38 to 1849 and encodes 603 amino acids. NCBI's taxonomy places the organism in Eukaryota, Fungi, Ascomycota, Eurotiomycetes, Eurotiales, Thermoascaceae. The record is from RefSeq and is a predicted model, not a curated record.
UUAAGAUACAGGGAAUAUAAACAUUUGUUAUACAACAAUGUCCCGAACUAUCAAGACAAUUGACUUGUCUAAUACGUCAAACGCAUACUACGCACCCGCGACUAUCUCAACAGGAGACCUAAUCCACGUUGCCGGACAGCCAGGAAGCACCAAGAACGGGUUCGUCCCCGACGACUACGAGUCACAAAUUCACCUAGCUCUUCUCAAUCUCCGCAAAGUCAUCCUCUCUGCCGGUGCAUCAAUUGAAAACAUUGCCAAAUUGACUCUACUGAUCGUCAAUUACGAUGCCUCGAACCGCAAGCACGUCCGCCACGUGCAGCGUUUCCUCCGUGGCCACAGACCGGCCAUCACGCUUAUCCCGGUCUCCAAGUUGGCUGUUCCAUCCUGGCUGUUCGAGAUUGAUGCCCUGAUAGCCCUACCGAAGCAAUCUUCUAUCCCACCAGCGAUAAUACCUGCUACACAGCGGGCUGUUGAUGUGGUCAUCAUCGGUGCCGGCCUCGCUGGCCUCUCAGCAGCUCACGACAUCACCCGUGCAGGGCUCUCAUGUAUAGUGCUCGAGGCUCGCGAUCGUGUUGGUGGAAAGACAUGGAGCCAGUCGAUAAAUGGCAGUAAUGCGGUGGUGGAUGUGGGGGCCGCCUGGAUCAAUGAUACUAACCAAAGCAGAGUGUAUGCUUUGGCGAAGAGAUAUGGUGCUGAGUUGAUUGAACAGAAUACGCAGGGGAGUGUUGUCUUGGAGGAUUUUGAGGGGAAGUGUUCUUCAUUUCCGUAUGGGGAGUUGCCUUAUUUCGACGAACCAACCCGUCAGAAACUAGCUGAGAUCCGCGACAUGGUCGAAGCCGAUUGCCAGGAAGUAGACACCUGGAAACCGCAAAACACAAGUCUUGAUGCCCUCACGUUCGAGGCAUACUUACGUUCUCGCGGUGCGGACGACAUUGCCCUUGCUACUGCUGCCGUGUGGACGCGAGCCAUGUUAGGACAAGAGCCAAGAGACAUAUCCGCUCUCUAUUUCCUUAAUUACUGCAAAUCAGGCGGAGGCCUGCUUCAGAUGCGCUCCGACAGAAAGCACGGUGGGCAGUAUCUCCGUAUUCGCCAAGGUACCCAGUUAUUUGCCAAGGGUCUUGCUGGAUCACUACCUGAGGGUGUGGUAUGUCUUUCCAGUCCGGUCGAAGAGGUUAUCCAACCCAACAAAGAUUCAAUCCAAGUUCAAUCCACCAGCGGUGUCUACACUGCUCGAAAAGUCAUCACGACCGUCCCUGGCCCUGUCCUCAAGACCAUGGCUUUCACACCUCCAUUACCAGUCACUAAGCGCGUUUACGUGGACUCCCUGAGUUACGGCUACUAUACCAAGGCCAUGAUGGAAUUCUCCUCUCCAUUCUGGAUUAAGAAAGGCUUCUGCGGCCUCGUCCAAUCAUUCACAGGCCCUGCAAGCGUAAUACGCGAUACCUCCAGCCUAGCAGAUCAGAAAUAUAUCCUCACCUGCUUCAUGUGUGGUGAACCAGGCCACGUCUGGGCAGCACUAUCCCCUCGUGAUCGGGAGCUCAAGUUGCUCCAUCAGCUGAAAAGCGUAUUCGAUUACAAAGUCGAAGAGGAGUUCGUCCAGAUGCAUACUUACGAAUGGGCAAAUGACGAAUUCUCCGGCUGGGGAUGUCCUUGCACUUCACUCGCGCCGGGGGUUCUGGAUACCGUCGGCGGUGAUGCGUUGAGAGAGCCCUUUGGGAAUUUGUACUUUGCUGGGACCGAGACGGCGGGGGAGUGGAAGGGUUAUAUGGAAGGUGCGAUUAGGAGUGGUGAGAGGGCGGCUGCUGAGGUGGUUGGGGGUCCACAAGGCGGUAUUGUUUCGAAAUUGUAGCUUGCUUGUUUUGUAUAGAGGCGUGCUUUGAGAAGAGUCAAUAUGGAAGGUUUGGUGUUUUCAGUUAUAAAACCUCUAUCUAUAUAUAUCAUCUAUGAUUAUAUUCUCAGCGACAUCAGCAGCAGGUGAUUUGGUAUCCUGCUGCUCCUAAGGGCGAUUCCUGUCGCACUGAUCCCAGCCCUUUCCCCGCUGGUGAUUAUCGAGCCUGACUGCUCUCGUUUGUUCAUGGGACGCAAACCAAGUACAGUACUUAAACACGUCAGGAUCUAGGAUCACAGAAACAAAGACUCUGAAGAAGCAUGUAAAACGGGAAUGAA